This is a messenger RNA of Oryza brachyantha (malo sina), 1745 nucleotides long. Its product is annotated as monooxygenase 2-like. The record is from RefSeq and is a predicted model, not a curated record. The transcript is spliced from 3 exons. Gene Ontology annotation, molecular function: FAD binding. Lineage: Eukaryota; Viridiplantae; Streptophyta; Magnoliopsida; Poales; Poaceae. Bases 83 to 1432 code for a protein of 449 amino acids.
UCCCCCGCGCAAAGGUAACCACCACCACGCGCUGUCCCGCCAUGGCACCGCCGGUCCAAGAACCGCUUGCGUUGCCAUCGCCAUGCCGCUCGCCACCACCACCUCCUCUUCCAUCUCCUCCUACCUGCAUCCUCGCCGCCGCCGCAAUGCCGUCGUGGCGCCGCGGUGCGAGGCGGCGCAGAGGGAGGAGAUCGUCAUCGUGGGCGCCGGCGUGGCGGGGCUGGCCACGGCGGUGUCCCUGCGACGGCUCGGCGUGGGCGCCACCGUGCUGGAGCAGGGCGCCGCGCUGCGCGCCGGCGGAACGUCGCUGACGCUGUUCAAGAACGGGUGGCGCGUGCUCGACGCCAUCGGCGUCGCGGACGAGCUCCGCGCCAAGCACCUGCGCAUCCAAGGGAUGAAGAUGCGGUCGGCGUCGGCGGCGGCGGCGACGGACGUCCUCCGCGAGUUCUCCUUCGAGGAGGAGGCCCCCGGGCAGGAGGUCCGCGCGGUGGAGAGGCGCGCGCUCCUCGAGGCGCUCGCGUCGAGGCUUCCCCCGGGCGCCAUCUCCUUCUCGUCGAAGCUGCGGCGCGUCGCCGGGCAGGGGGGUCCCGACGGCGCCACCGAGCUGGAGCUCGAGGACGGGAGGCGGAUCGUGGCCAGGGUGGUGGUCGGCUGCGACGGCGUGAACUCGCCGAUUGCGCGGUGGAUGGGCUUCUCCGAGCCGAGGUACGUCGGCCACAUGGCGUUCCGGGGGCUCGCGCGCUACGACGGCGACGGCGCCGGCGGCGGGCAGCCGUUCGAGGCGAAGGUGAACUACAUCUACGGCCGCGGCCUCCGCGCCGGCUUCGUCCCCGUCUCCGCCACCCGUGUCUACUGGUUCAUCUGCUUCAAUCGCCCAACUCCAGGACCGAAAAUCACCGACCCGGCGGCGCUGAAGAGGGAGGCGCUGGACCUCGUCCGGGGCUGGCCGGAGGACCUCGUCGCCGUGAUGCGCGACACGCCGGAGGACGCGGUGGUGAGGACGCCGCUCGUCGACCGGUGGCUGUGGCCGGGGCUGGCCCCGGCGGCGUCGAGGGGCGGCGUGGUGCUGGCGGGCGACGCGUGGCACCCCAUGACGCCCAACCUCGGCCAGGGCGCCUGCUGCGCGCUGGAGGACGCCGUCGUCCUGGCGCGCCGCCUCGCCGCCGCCGCGGGGGCCGCCGGCUCAGCGGCGGGGGCGUCGUACGGCGAGGCGAUGCGGGAGUACGAGCGGGAGCGGUGGUGGCGGGUGUUCCCGCUGACGGCGCGGGCGGGGCUCGUCGGCGCGCUGGUGCAGUGGGGGAACCCGGCGGUGUGCGCGGCGCGCGACGGCGUGGUGAUCCCGAGGCUGGUCAGGCUGGGCCCUUUCCUCGAGCACACCAACUUCGACUGCGGCCUGCUCGAGCCACCGGCGACGGCCGCGCCGUUGCCAUGACGACUGACCAGCAAAGCUGUACACAAACUCUCUCUCUCUCUCUUCGGUUCAAGCCAUACAGACACAGACGGUACUGUACUGGGUAGAAAAUUCCACUGCAUUUUUAGAGAGAAUAUUUGCAACAAUGUAACAGAAUAUGAUCGAAGUUCUACUCUACAAUUGAGGUGAAUGAAUGGAAAAUUAAUAUGCAAGCAGAAAAGAGGACUUUUUGCAAUGUAAGUGGACGUGCACCUACAAAUGCUAUUCAAUGGUUUUAUUGAAAUCUGUGUUGUAUCGGCAAACAAAUAUAAUAAUGCUAGUCUGCUAUUUCCUU